Messenger RNA from Calypte anna (Anna's hummingbird), 5371 nucleotides. RefSeq names its product semaphorin 5A (gene SEMA5A). Gene Ontology annotation, biological process: neural crest cell migration; axon guidance; semaphorin-plexin signaling pathway. Bases 631 to 3864 code for a protein of 1077 amino acids. The transcript is spliced from 23 exons. The record is from RefSeq and is a predicted model, not a curated record. Gene Ontology annotation, molecular function: chemorepellent activity; semaphorin receptor binding. Lineage: Eukaryota; Metazoa; Chordata; Aves; Apodiformes; Trochilidae.
CGGCAGGGGGAGCAGGGACCGAGGCGGAGCGGUGCUGCCUCCGGGGCCGGUGGUGGGGAGCGCGGCCGGCGGUGGGAGCCCUUCUGGGGCAUUGCCCGACCCCACCCCCGAAAGUCCACCGAGCCUUUCCGAGCUGGCGGUCGUAUUCCCCGAAGACGGAGAAAAGAGGAACCCGCUGUGCUGUCAGCCGUAUCGCCCAGGGUGCUGAAAUCCGAACUGCUGCCCCCGCGCCCCUCCCGCCCCCCCGGCUCGCAGCCGCUGGAGGGUUUUCUCGCCCGGGAGCGUGAGGUGCGUUUCGGUCGCUGAGCCCUGGCUGCGGGAGGGCAGCCUGUGGCUCCGAAGCGUUUUUGGAGGGGUUUUGUGACACUUGGGCAAGUGAAGUUUGCUCUGCCUCUUCCUCCGCUGAGAGCAGAAGAGAAACGGCGUGAAGGACACCGGCAGUUGUCUGAGAAACGUGUUUUUUUCGGUGGGAUUUUCCUGCGGAUCCUACAAGAAGCAAGACCUUACUGUAUUAGUUUCUGCACAAACGUUAAACAGAGGCAGUACCUGAUUACAGAGGGAUGGUGACUAAAAGGUGCUUUUCCCACAUGAGUGCUAGAAGUUAAAAGAAGUGACUGCUGGGAGGAUAGCAUGACCACCAUGAAAGAAAACUGCCUCCUUGCACUGCUGUUGGCAGGACUUGGGGUAUUAGGAAUACUGGAGCCAACAGCAACAGAAGAUACCCACUGCCACAGAGCUGAGCACCCAGUCAUUGCAUAUAAAGAAAUUGCCCCUUGGUUGCAUGUGUUCAGAGCAGAAGAUGCUGUGGACUUCUCACAGCUGACAUUUGACCCAGGACAAAAAGAGCUUAUUGCUGGAGCAAGAAACUACCUCUUCAGGUUGCAGCUUGAGGAUCUCUCUCUAAUACAGGCAGUGGAAUGGCAAUGUGAUGAAGCUACUAAAAGAGCCUGUUACAGUAAAGGCAAAUCAAAGGAGGAAUGCCAGAACUACAUCCGAGUGCUUCUUGUUGGAGGCAACCAUCUCUUCACCUGUGGAACCAACGCGUUCACUCCCAUCUGCACCAAUCGGACGUUAAGUAAUUUGACAGAGAUACAUGAAAAAAUCAGUGGCAUGGCUCGUUGUCCUUACAGUCCUCAGCACAACUCCACUGCUCUUCUCACCUCCAGUGGGGAAUUAUAUGCUGCUACAGCCAUGGAUUUUCCAGGAAGGGAUCCUGCUAUUUAUCGCAGCCUGGGGGCUCUUCCUCCUCUCCGCACUGCCCAGUACAACUCCAAGUGGCUGAAUGAGCCAAAUUUUGUGUCAUCUUAUGACAUUGGGAACUUUACCUACUUCUUCUUCCGGGAGAAUGCAGUGGAACAUGACUGUGGCAAAACAGUCUUCUCCCGUGCUGCUCGGGUGUGCAAAAAUGAUAUUGGUGGCAAGUUUGUGCUAGAGGAUACUUGGACCACCUUCAUGAAAGCCCGACUCAACUGCUCUCGCCCAGGAGAAAUUCCAUUUUACUAUAAUGAACUACAGAGCACUUUCUUCCUGCCAGAAUUGGACUUGAUCUAUGGGAUUUUUACCACUAAUGUGAACAGCAUAGCAGCCUCAGCAGUUUGCGUUUUCAAUUUGAGUGCUGUAACUCAGGCCUUUAAUGGACCCUUCAAAUACCAGGAAAACUCACGGUCUGCUUGGCUUCCAUAUCCAAAUCCUAACCCUAAUUUUCAGUGUGGCACCAUGGACCAGGGUUUGUAUGUAAAUCUGACUGAGAGGAAUCUUCAAGAUGCUCAAAAAUUCUUCCUAAUGCAUGAAGUCAUUCAACCAGUUACUCCAAUUCCUUACUUCAUGGAAGACAACAGCCGAUUUUCCCAUGUGGUUGUGGAUGUUGUUCAGGGCAAGGACAUGCUUUUCCAUAUCAUCUAUCUUGCUACGGACUAUGGCACUAUUAAGAAAGUUCUUGCCCCAGUGAACCAGACUUCAAGCAGCUGCCUGCUUGAGGAGAUUGAACUCCUGCCGAAAAGUCAACGAGAGCCCAUCAGGAGCCUUCAGAUACUGCACAGUCAGAGUGUCCUUUUUGUGGGCCUUCAGGAGCAUGUCAUCAAGGUCCCCCUGAAGAGAUGUCUCUUUUACAAAACAUACAGUGCAUGCAUUGGAUCCCAAGACCCUUAUUGUGGCUGGGACAUGGUUAUGAAGAAAUGCACAACCCUCGAAGAAAGUCUGAGCAUGAGUCAGUGGGAGCAAAGCAUUACUGUGUGUCCAAUGAGGAAUCUGACAGUGGAUGGGCAUUUUGGAACGUGGUCGCAGUGGAAGCCUUGCACCCACAAUGAUGGUGCCAGUGUUGGCUCCUGCCUCUGCAGGACACGUGUGUGUGACAGUCCUGCUCCUCAGUGUGGAGGCUGGCUGUGUGAGGGACCAACCAUGGAGAUUGCAAACUGUUCCAGAAAUGGAGGCUGGACACCAUGGACUUCUUGGUCACCUUGUAGUACCACCUGUGGGAUAGGCUUUCAAGUUCGUCAGCGUUCCUGCAGCAAUCCAACCCCUCGGCAUGGAGGUCGUGUCUGUGUGGGGCAGAAUCGUGAGGAGAGGUACUGCAAUGAGCACUUGUUGUGCCCCCCUCACGUGUUUUGGACAGGCUGGGGGCCAUGGGAGCGCUGCACUGCUCAGUGUGGAGGAGGGAUCCAGGCACGGCGUAGGACGUGUGAAAAUGGUCCUGACUGUCCUGGCUGCAGUGUGGAAUAUCAGCCUUGUAACACCAACGCCUGUCCAGAGUUAAAAAAGACAACUCCUUGGACACCUUGGACCCCAGUCAAUAUUUCAGACAACGGUGGCCACUACGAACAGCGUUUCCGAUACACCUGCAAAGCGCGCUUGCCCGACCCAAAUCUGCUGGAGGUUGGAAGGCAAAGGAUUGAAAUGCGGUACUGCUCCAGCGAUGGCACCAGUGGCUGCUCAACAGAUGGAUUAUCAGGGGACUUCUUGCGUUCUGGCCGAUACUCUGCUCAUACCAUCAAUGGUGCCUGGUCACCCUGGUCUCCAUGGUCUCAGUGCAGCCGUGACUGCAGUAGAGGGAUCCGGAAUCGCAAACGGGUCUGCAGCAAUCCUGAGCCCAAGUACGGAGGACUCCCUUGCCUCGGCCCCUCUUUAGAGUAUCAGGAAUGCAACAUUUUGCCUUGUCCAGUGGAUGGAGGCUGGUCUUGUUGGUCCUCUUGGUCAAAGUGCUCAGCAACUUGUGGAGGAGGGCAUUAUAUGAGAACCCGUUCCUGCACAAACCCAGCACCAGCAUAUGGAGGAGAUAUCUGCCUUGGGCUGCACACUGAAGAAGCACUCUGCAACACACAGCCGUGUCCAGACAGCUGGUCCGAGUGGUCUGAGUGGUCCGAGUGUGACUCCUCUGGCCUGCAGCUGCGUGUCCGUCAGUGCAUCAUUUUGUUUCCUGUGGGCAGCCAGUGCACAGGUAACACCACAGAGAGCAGAGCCUGUGCUUUGGACUCCAACUUUAUACCAGAAAUAUCAGUGGCACGAUCCAGUAGCAUAGAAGAAAAACGAUGUGGCGAGUUCAACAUGUUUCACAUGAUUGCAGUGGGAUUAAGUAGCUCAAUACUUGGUUGCCUUCUUACCCUGCUUGUUUACACUUACUGCCAACGCUACCAACAACAGUCCCACGAUGCGACUGUCAUCCAUCCCGUGUCACCAGCUCCUCUAAAUACCAGCAUCACCAACCAUAUCAACAAACUGGACAAAUAUGAUUCUGUAGAAGCCAUCAAGGCAUUUAACAAAAACAACCUGAUUCUGGAGGAGAGAAACAAAUACUUCAAUCCACAUCUUACAGCAAAGACUUAUUCUAACACCUAUUUUACAGAUUUCAAUAAUUAUGAUGAAUACUAACGGGCUUGUGUAUUUUCUGGCCUCCUGUAACCCCCCAAUCCCCAAGGCCUGUGCUACUUGACUGCUCAUGUGAUUGAGGCUUCAGAGAUGAAGUUCAGAGACAUUUCAAGCACAAUCCAAGCCAUCAAUGUCCCAUUGCUGCCAAAAGCCCAAAACACUUAUUUGUGACAUGAUGUUUUCUUUGCAGAGUGCAAGGUUUGCCUUCAGUGUCAGGUGCAGCUGUAGCCUUUUAGUGUUGCUGGAUCACUCACAAGGUCUCCAUCACUUCACUCAGUUUCCUAACCUUCCAGUCAUAUUUCUCUAAUGAGUGACUACUUAAUUUCUGAGCUUUAAAAAAAAAAAUGUUACCCCUUAAGGCUGCCCCAGGAGUACAAAUUUGAUUUUCUUUUUAGGCCUUGUUUUUUAUUUCCAUGAGGUUUGAAAAAGGAGCUGUGCUGUUAGCCCGUGGAGCCUUCUGUGCAGCCUCCUGAAGCUCACACCCCCAAAGUACCUCAUCAGGGUGCUUGGAACAAUGACAAGAAAUAUGGUGGUUUAGUGAUGCUCUGCAGCAGCUCCAGGCUCUGUAGGGCUGAUCCUCCAGGGGCUGUAAAUUACUUCCACUGAAGUUUAGCUGUUCAGACUGAGGAGACUAAGGCUUUAACAAGGGACAAGAUCUUGUAAUUAACCCAGCAAGCUACCAAAUUGGUGGUUUCCAGUUGCAACCCAAGUCCAGUCACAUAAAUCCUUCACCCACUUUGGUUUAAUUUCUGGAAGGAUGUGGAACGACCUGUCCCACAGGGAGCUGAGGGAGGAGCACAGGCAGGAGGGGCACACUGGAAGGUCUUUCUGCAUGUCAUUAGGAAACCAACCUUGCUGUGACAUGCAACAGUCAUGGGGUCCCACAACUUCCACCACCUGGUGCUCACGUACGGGAACUCACCCGGCUCUGCUGUAGCACUUGCCGUCAGGCCACUCACAGAAAGAUACAACUGCACUGCAUUUUGUGUGCCUUCUCAGGCUCUCGGGGGUACGUAAGCAUUAAUCAUAGAGCUGCUUUUCUCUUUCUGGCUUUUACUUUAUAUGCACGUAUCUGAUAAACAAAGCUGGCUCAGAAAACGCGGAUGUAUUUGCGAAGCAUUGUCUCAUCUUGCUGCCGUGUCUGACCCAUGCUAGUCAAGAACAUUCUCCCAGUGUUUUAAGUGAUUAUCUUGUUGGAUUUCAUUGAUGUAAAUAUUUAAAAUGCUGUCUGAGUUUUUAAGUUAUCAGUUUUAAUUUCUUUUGUACUGGCAGGUGAGGAAACACAAAGGACUUUUGUACCAUUUUUCUUUGUCUGUCUUCACCCACAUUCAUGACACUAUUAUUUUUUUAUCUGAAAUUAUAGAUGAAUAACUAAAAAAGAAAGAAAAAAAAAGAAAACAAAAAAGAAAAAAAAAAAGACAGAUUUUGGCCAGAUUUUCCAUAGUACUUAGUAAUAAGGCAGCAUUUGCUAUUCUGAGAAGCUUGUGAAAAUAAAGUAAAAGUUAAUAUU